This is a messenger RNA of Baudoinia panamericana UAMH 10762, 390 nucleotides long. RefSeq lists its product as uncharacterized. The record is from RefSeq and is a predicted model, not a curated record. The transcript has 2 exons. The annotation marks the transcript as partial. NCBI's taxonomy places the organism in Eukaryota, Fungi, Ascomycota, Dothideomycetes, Mycosphaerellales, Teratosphaeriaceae.
UGCACGGUAUACGGUGUCGACUUCCAAGACGGUGGCAGCUAUUUCAUUGACUCCGGCUUGAGCGUCAACUUCACGCUUGCUACGCAGUUUGUUGAGUGUGACAAUGACACCGCGUACGUAUUGCUUGUCAAUGAAAGCACCGGCGAUGAGUACGAAUGCUCAAGACUGCCGACCAACCCCCAGCAUGUCUCGCAAAUCUCGACGUGUCCUAUUUCGAAAAGCCGGAUCACUUCUGGCAACUGGUCCAUCUUGACACUAGGAGAUAACGGCUACGGCGCACCUUUUGCAUACGAGCGCGACUUCUACCUCACUGCAUACCUACCGCAAAUUACUACGGUUACAGACGUUGUGACAUUCACUCGAACCGAUCAGUCAACCGCAACGGUCACC